This is a messenger RNA of Impatiens glandulifera, 1248 nucleotides long. RefSeq names its product F-box protein CPR1-like. The coding region runs from base 1 to 1248 and encodes 415 amino acids. The record is from RefSeq and is a predicted model, not a curated record. Gene Ontology annotation, molecular function: protein binding. The transcript has a single exon. NCBI's taxonomy places the organism in Eukaryota, Viridiplantae, Streptophyta, Magnoliopsida, Ericales, Balsaminaceae.
AUGUCGAUUUUGCCGGAUGAUAUUCGAUACGAAAUUCUUUCUCGAUUGCCUGUCAAAAGUCUGCUCCGUUUUAGGGUUAUAUCUCGAUUCUGGCUUACCCUAAUUGAUAGCCCCAAUUUCAUCAAAUCGCAUCUGAAACAAUCAGUUAAAACCAAGAACAACCUUUAUCUCAUCCUGAGUUACUACAAUCCCGGUCUCUUUGAUUUUUCCAGACUCUGUCGCAUGGAUUUAGAUUCGGUCGAGGCCCUCGAGGGUGAUGGCAUUCUUCAACUGGUAGAGAUCAAUGGCAAUCCCAUGAGGCAUCAUCGUUAUAACAACCGUAUUUGGGGAACCUGCGAUGGAUUGCUCUGUUUGUCAAAUAAAAAGCAAGCUACCCUUUCAUGGAACCCAUCAACGAGGAUAAUUGUAGGACCCGUAAAUCAUUCUAACAUUCACCAAAAUGAUAGAUCGAUCUGCGUUAUGAUCAAAGCUUAUAUAGACAUUGUAGUUGUAUGGAAUCCUUCAACGAAAAAGUUUGUAGAACUGCCUUUCGCAUCGAUUGAGAUCAAAGAUUAUGAUCCGAAAUAUAGUCACGUUCACCAAAAUAGAGCUUAUGGAUUCGGUUACGAUAAUACCAACGACGACUACAAAGUGGUGAGAGUUGCGGUUGUUCAGGAUGUUGUCAGAAAUUACGAGGUUAAAGUUUAUAGUUUAAGAUCAAAUUCAUGGCAUACGGCAGAUAAAUUUCCUAACCAAGAUCCGAAAUUUAAUGGAGUUCGAAAUUCCGUAGCUGGUGGAGCGAUGCACUGGUUCUCGGUAGACGCAGAUUUAAACAGUUCCAUUAUUGCAUUUGAUCUCGGGUUGGAGACAUAUAGAGUAAUUCAACUGCCUGUGUGCCGUGACCUUGAAUUCUAUGUGUACUUGACUAGUUUCGGAGGAUGUUUAUCUUUAACUUGUCACCAUUAUUCGGGGCACGUGGAUACAUGGUUGCUGAAACAAUAUGGUGAGGCGAAUGAAUCUUGGUCGAGAUUCAUUAUAUUGGCGGAGCAAAAUAUUCCUGAUAUGUCUGACUAUUUUGUGAGAUGUAUUGCUUAUUCCAAAAAUGGUAAGAAAGUACUUUUGGAGAUGGGUCUUAAUCUUUUUUGGUAUAACUUAGAAAUGGGGUCACUUGAAGAUUUGAUGAUAAUUCAUUCUGUGGAAGAUUCACUUGAAGAUAUAGUGUCUUGUUUGGAAAGUCUAGUAUCUGUUGAUGUUGCAGAAGCUGGUUAA